UGACAAUUAAAAGUGAAGAAAUCUAUUUAGAAGGUAUUUUAAAUUAUAACGAACUAUCUAAAGGGAUUAUGAUAUUUGUACAUGGUGUAGGCUCCAGUAGAUUUAGUCCAAGAAAUCUCUAUCUAUCGAAAUUUUUCCAAUCGUUGGGUUUCUCUACUUUAUUAUUUGAUAUAAUGACCCCACAAGAAGAACGUUUAAACAAUAUUACUGGAGAAUAUAAAUACAAUGUAAAUUUUAUUUCAAAAAGAAUUAUAUCAGCAACCCAAUUUAUAAACUCUAAUCAAAAACUAAAAAAACUACCAAUUAUUUUGUACGGUUCCAGUACCGGAAGUGCUGGUAUUAUCGAAAGUGAAGGAAAAUUAAAAUCAUUAGGAAUCAAUAUAAACUCGAUUGUAUCAAGAAGUGGAAGAUUGUCGUUAUGUAAUAGAAACUCUUUAGGACUAUUGAAUACACCUAUUUUACUACUCUGUGGAGGUGAUGAUAAAGAAACUAUAGAUAUAAAUAGACAAUCUCUAGAUAGUAUGCACUAUUGCCAAUCAAAAAAACUAGAAAUAAUUGCAAACUCUUCCCAUCUAUUCCCUGAAAAUGGUGCAUUAGAAAAGGUUGCAAAAAUAUCAUUUAAUUUCCUAAACUACCAUUUGAACAACCCAAUAAAAUAUUAAAAAAUUUUAUUUGUAUAAUAGUUAAACAAUAAAUCAUACAUGUAAAUUUUAAAAAAAAAAAUUAAUAUAAUUAUAUAUUAAUAUACAAAAUUUAUAAAU
Molecule: messenger RNA, 761 nt
Organism: Dictyostelium purpureum
Lineage: Eukaryota; Evosea; Eumycetozoa; Dictyosteliales; Dictyosteliaceae
Exons: 2
Coding region: 69-662 (197 amino acids)
Source: RefSeq, a predicted model, not a curated record